UUUCCUUUUCUUUCUUCUGGUGUUGCUCUGUGGAGUUUCUGUCUGGGUCGUGUUACUCGGCGAGUGUCGUGAAGGAAAGGUUCCCAAGGGGUUCAUUCUUCUUGGUAGUGUUCGAUAAUUGGUCCAGCUUGAUUCACAGAAUGAUUUAGUUUGUCCGGGAAUUCAAUGACAAUUAAAUUUUGAAGGCAGUUGAAUUGGUGUUGGAGAUUUCGGGAAUUGAAAUUUUGGAAGCAGAUGAAUGGAGCAUCCAUUGAAGCCGAGGAGAUGCUGUCUGAUCAGAUAGGGUCGAUUGGUGAUGUCUAAAGAUGUAGUUCUGAUUGAGUUCAAAGUUUCAAACGUCACUAGAUUGAAAUAAUGGGGAUAAUGGCAAUUUUGGCGAGAGGCGUAUAUGACAGUGAUUUACCUGAACUAACUGGACGUGCAAUGUCGGUCGUUUAAACGGUUAAAAUGAUGAAUUUGAGAUUGACCAAAGUAUUGCUACAGGAUGUGCGCAAUUGUUGCUGAAAUCUCUUUGCAUUGCCUGUAUGUACUGCAUACUGUACAAUCAGAACUCGAAAAGAAUUAGGUUGCUGGUGGACCUUAAAAAUGACUAGGCGGGACGAAACAAGUAUGAACAAGUAGUGUAUACCUUACAAAAGCAGAAAGCGGUGCACAAUAUCUAAAUAGAUUAAACGUGCCUACAACACAAUAAUUAAUACCUAACAGUCAAAACCUGUAUAUAACAGUAUAUAUACAGCAUAACAGUAUGUUAUAUAAUCAGCAAAAGGAAGGAAGAACCAAAAUUGAUGAUGAUGGGGAUGGAGGAGAUGAAAACCCUUUCUAACUUUUCUUUGUUCUUUUCAUUUUGCUUGCAGUCAGACUGGCUCAGGUGCCUUAGCCGGCCGAUGUCCCUGCCUGGGUACUAUAGCCUAGUCACAAACAGGGUUUCUCAGAGCCCAGGUGUUGUGCUUUUCAGUUUUGACUACUGUGAUUGCACUAUUUCUGAGAACUUGUUCCUGUGGGUGGUAUUCUUGCCAUGAAAUUUGAUUUUCUUUUGUCACUUUCAAUUGAUCGUAUGAGAUCAGUGGUAGUUUUGGAAGGUCAUAAUAUGUAUAAGAUUUGAAAAAGAAAGAGCAAUAAUUGGUUGAUGGAUAUCUUGGAAAUUUACGUCGAAAGGAUCUUUGGAAUUUCUUCAAUAAGUAGGAUAAAAAUGGUGAUGAAAGAAGUCAUACGAUAGAUCUCAGACGGGGAUGUUUUUUACAUGUAAAUUAAACAUCCCUUGAGUGAUGCUGUUAUUAAUCAAGAUCAUCUUUAGUUUUUACAGGGAUCAUCAAUAUCCUUCUUGUCAGCUGUCAGCCAGUUUUUUUUUUUUUUGCAAGAUAUAUAAAAUUCGGGGAUGCAUUUGAACUCCAAAACUGAAAAGACAAAAGAACAAAAUACAAGGUGUUGAAUAAUAGGCUUCAUGUUAAUUUUCUUUAAAAGAAUAUAAAAACUCAUAGUUCUUAAGAUAUUAAAUUGACAAAAUAAGAAAGGCAGAAGUGUAAGCAGGUGGUAAGAGGGAUAUGUUAAUAGUGUCAAGUGGAAGACCCUGGAUGAAGUCAAGCCAUGCCAUUCUAUCCUCUGUACUUUUCGAUAGUGUUGCCCUUGUAAAGGUUGGUGGUCAGGUCUCACCCUUUCUCAAAAAACAAUGACUUCAAAGCCGUUCAGAUAGAUUCAUUUUGUUCAUAAUUCUAUUGGUCCAGACUAACCUACUUGUUCCUUUUUUGCAGGUGGUUUGAAGGUUCCAUUUUUGUUUCUAACGAAUGGAGGUGGUGUUCGAGAGUCAAAGAGAGCCAAGGAAUUAAGUUUGCAAUUAGGGAUUAACAUAUUGCAUCAGCAGAAUUUGAUUGUAGAUUGCAGAUCCUUCUUGGCCUCUUUUCCUGAUGCAGGUUUUACAGGGUCAUACACCUUUCAAAGAUCUUGCAAAUAGGUUUAAAGAAGGUCUAGUCAUUGCCGUGGGAAAAGGAGAACCAGCAGAUGUUAUGCUUGAGUACGGUUUCAAAAAUGUUCUUUCAAUCGAUGAGUAUGCAUCAUACUUUGAUGGCAUAGAUCCCUUAUCCCCAUAUAAAACAUGGAAAACCAGGAGCAUGAUCGAUAAGGGAGAAAAAGAACCAUGUAAACCACCUCAUACGAGGAAUGUUUUUUCAGAAAGAGUGGAAGCUGCAUUUGUUGUUAGUGACCCUGUUGAUUGGGGCAGGGAUAUCCAGGUACUGUGUGAUGUUUUAAGAUCUGGAGGUCUGCCUGGCAGAGAAAACUCCCACCAGCCUCCUCUUUUUUUUGCAAAUGAUGAUCUUGAGUACCAGGCUGUGUUUCCUACAAAUCGUCUUGGAAUGGGUGCUUAUCGCAUAGCACUUGAGGCCAUUUUCAAUAGAAUUCAUGAUAAUGCUCUUGAGUACACAUGCUUUGGGAAGCCAAAUCCAUCUGUUUUCAGAAAUGCAGAAAACAUAUUAAGUCAUCUUCCAUGUUGUCCUAAUGUGGAGCCAUAUAAGGGAAACAGUACCAUCACUGGAACUCAUUUAUUCAAAACUAUAUACAUGGUGGGGGAUAACCCGGCAGUGGACAUCAGUGGAGCACGGCAGGCUGGUCACCCUUGGUUUAGUAUUUUGACAAGGACAGGAGUUUUCAAGGGAAAAGAGAACGAUCCCCAGUUCCCAGCAGAUCUCGUAGUUGAUAAUGUUGGAGACGCCGUAGAUUACAUAUUGAGGCAGGAAGGCUUCGUGUGACUGUAAGCAUGGCAAUUUUAUCAUCGCCGUUUUGCUACUCAUUGUUUUUAUCUUCUCUUCCAAUGGAGAAAAAAUUUUGUAUUAUGUUAAGCAACCAUCCUUGGAGGAACUCUGACGAUGGCAAUUGGUUGAAUGCAAGAAUGGUUAACCGGCUAUUUCUGCUAA
This is a messenger RNA of Nymphaea colorata (pocket water lily), 2906 nucleotides long. RefSeq lists its product as uncharacterized. NCBI's taxonomy places the organism in Eukaryota, Viridiplantae, Streptophyta, Magnoliopsida, Nymphaeales, Nymphaeaceae. The record is from RefSeq and is a predicted model, not a curated record. The transcript has 10 exons. Gene Ontology annotation, cellular component: mitochondrion. Gene Ontology annotation, biological process: glycerophospholipid biosynthetic process. The coding region runs from base 1902 to 2741 and encodes 279 amino acids.